AUGGAUCCCCGUGAAGCUGCACAAUACGGGAAUGUCGAAAGACUACAAGAAUUGCUUGACAGCGGUGCUAUAACCCCUGACUGGACUGAUUCUGAUGAUUGUUCUCUUCUGCAUUGGGCUGCUAUUAAUAAUAGAUUACAUGUUGCUGAGUUGCUUCUACGAAGGCGAGCAAAUGUGAAUGCAGUUGGUGGUGUGUUGGCUUCAACACCUCUGCACUGGGCGGCGAGGCAAGGCCAUGUACUUAUGGUGGCAUUUUUGGUGACAAACGGUGCCCAGGUUGAAAAACGGGAUGUCGAAGGAUUCACGCCCUUACAUGUGGCAGCUCAAUUUGGUGCCACACCAGUAGUCGGUUACCUUAUUGCUCGAGGGCAAUCUGUUGAUGCUCCUGAUGAGUCAAGAAUUACACCGGCUAUGUGGGCAGCGGCAAAGUGUCCUCAUGUUGACCCGUUACAACUUCUGAUUACGCUUGGUGCUGAUGUGAAUAAGGCUGAUGCUGCCUAUCAUAACACACCUUUGCAUUGGGCUGCUACUAAUGCGAACGUUACUGCCGUAAAUACUCUGUUGAAAGCCGAUUGCGACUUGUCAGCUACGAAUCGCGAUAAUGAGACGGCUCUGGAUAUCGCAGUUCGCCGCGGCGACACCCUACUCAUCUCGCGAAUGGAGUUGGCAGCCAGAAGAAAAGGCCUGAUGAACUCCACAUGGCGCCAAAAGCUCACCGAGGACAAGACGACCUCAAGGCGAAUCCUUUGGUGUGUUCCAUUUGUCAUCUACUUCUGCAUAUGCCUGAUCCUUCAUCUGAAUACCUCACUUUCAAUCAAGCUCGCCUACCUCCUGCUUACUGCCAUAAUUUGUAAAUAUUUCCCAUUAAAAUUCUCCAACACUGACCUGUUGGAAUCUAUUCCUCCAUCAGUGGCAACAUCGACGAAAGUAACACUGAUUCUCACCUGGUUUUUCUACCUACAACCCAUAUCUACUUGGUACAUGCAAAUUACAUUUUCACUUCUGAUUUUCAUUCUACCGUUUACAUUCUUCACGGUGUCUUAUUCUGAUCCGGGUUAUAUUAGCACUAAUUAUCAAGAGAGGUGCAAAACUAUUAUAAAUAUUAGUGAGGGUAAAUGUCCAUCUGUAGCAUUUUGUCCGACAUGUCUCCUAAUGAAACCAGCCAGGUCGAAACAUUGCCGAUACUGCGAUCGUUGUGUUGCGAGAUUUGAUCAUCAUUGUCCAUGGGUGAAUAACUGCAUUGCCGCCAACAAUCACCGCAGCUUUAUUUGUUAUCUCCUGAUAAUAGCUGUCUCAACAGCACUAUUUUGUUCGGCCGUUAUACUGUACUGGCGGGAUAUAUGUGGACCACACACGUUAGAAGAUGUGAUGAUGUGCGAUCACUGGUUGAUAUUUGCUUUCAUAGUCGGUGCUGCGGUAUGCGGAUGGUCAACAACGAUGGCUGUUAUGCAACUGUAUCAAAUUCUGAUGGAAGUUACCACAAAUGAACGUCUAAACAUCCAUCGAUACUCGAAUUUUCAAGUUGGCACCAAUCAACUCGAUAUUCGAAGUCCUUACAACAAAGGGAUGUGCCGUAACUUCUACGACUUCUUCUGUGGAGAUCGUCAAGAUGAAAAUGGUUGA
Messenger RNA from Necator americanus (New World hookworm), 1623 nucleotides. RefSeq lists its product as uncharacterized. Gene Ontology annotation, cellular component: Golgi membrane. The transcript is spliced from 15 exons. Lineage: Eukaryota; Metazoa; Nematoda; Chromadorea; Rhabditida; Ancylostomatidae. Gene Ontology annotation, biological process: protein palmitoylation. Gene Ontology annotation, molecular function: protein binding; palmitoyltransferase activity. The record is from RefSeq and is a predicted model, not a curated record. Bases 1 to 1623 code for a protein of 540 amino acids.